This is a messenger RNA of Cryphonectria parasitica EP155, 1752 nucleotides long. RefSeq lists its product as uncharacterized. The record is from RefSeq and is a predicted model, not a curated record. The transcript has a single exon. The coding region runs from base 1 to 1752 and encodes 583 amino acids. NCBI's taxonomy places the organism in Eukaryota, Fungi, Ascomycota, Sordariomycetes, Diaporthales, Cryphonectriaceae.
AUGUUUAUCACGUCACACUUCCGUCCGCUCGUCACUGGCAACCCCCUCCUCGUCCUCCUCGUCCUCCUCCUCAUCGGCAGAACUUCCUCGCAGCCGGACGUGAAUAUGUCGUCCCGCCAGUCCCGCUCCUCUUUUCUUGCGGGCUUUGAUCGCAUCGUCUCCAACGUGUCCUCGGCUGCGCAGUCGUCAAAACGGGACCAGCCUGUCGAAGCAUCGCCAUCAUCUGACGACUAUGCUUCGCGAUACUUUGCAAUCCAUGUGGUGGACGAGGAGACGAAUCGGGGCAUCCCCCUCGUCUACCUGCGAACGACAUAUAAGAUGGUCUACAUGACGGACAGCGCCGGCUAUGUCGCCUUCUACGAACCUGGCCUGAUGACGGGCGAACCGCUCUGGGUUACUUUCAGCAGCUACGGCUUCGAAUCGCCGACUGGGUUUCUGGGGAUCGCUGGCACGCAGAUUCAUCCAAAGCCAGGCGGCUCAGUCGAGAUCAGGCUCAAGAGGACACAGGUUGCCUCGAGGCUCUACCGGAUGACAGGGUACGGCAUCUACCGCGACAGCGUUCUGCUGGGCAAGCCCACGCCAAUUGAGAAUCCCGUCAUCAACGCCAAGGUUGCCGGGAGCGACACUGUGCAGUGUGCCAGAUUUCAGGGGAAAUUGCUGUGGAUGUGGCAGGAUACGGACCAAAUGUCGUUUCAGUUGGGAAACUUUUCGAUGACGGGUGCCACCACAGACUUGCCAGAGAGGAUCGAUCCGGAGAGGGGGCUCAGUUUUGACUACUACACGGAGGACAGCAAGCCAGAGAGCUUUGUCCGAGCGAUGGUCAAGAUAAAAAUCCAAAAGGAGGGCAGCUUCCCUAUUUGGGUCGACGGCCUCACAGUUGUGCUGGACGAGGCCGGCAGAGAACGUCUUGUCGCCAGAUACCAUGCCGCGGGCCACAGCAUGGAGUGCAUUGAGGAGGGUCUCGUGCUGUGGGAUGAACAGAAACAAGUCUUUGAGAGGCUGAAAAAGUUCGACAAGUGCAACAAUCCCCUAGCACCAAGCGGCCACACGAUAUAUGUCCGCGAAAACGGGAUCCGGUACGCGUUCUACGGGAAAAAUGUGCGAGUGAGGGCCGACUUAGCCAGCGCAAGCGACCCGUCACAGUACGAGGCCUUCACGUGUCUCACGCCUAAUGGCCAGCGAGCAAAUCGUGGACGGGACGGAGCGCCCAUCUGGAGCUGGGUCAAGGGAGGGCGACCAGUCAACUUUGAAACUGCAGACGGCCUUGUCAACGCAGGCAUCAUCCGCCGGGAGGAGUCACCAUACCGCCUGAGAGAUGUGGAGACAGGCCAGCCUCUCCUCCCAGCACAAGUUGGCAUUGCAUGGAAUCCCUAUCUAAAGCUCUGGGUGAACAUCAUCCAGCAGAAAUUCGGUGACACCACUGCUGGCGAGAUCUGGUUUUCGACAGCAAAGUCCCCCGUGGGUCCAUGGGAACAGUCUCGAAAGGUCGCCACUCAUCACAUGGCUCGUGACAUGUACAGCAAUAAUCACAACGAUCUGUACAAUCCGGUCCAGCACUAUGAACUCAUGAGGGCGGGAGGGAGGUUCAUCUAUUUUUCUGGCACGCUGGUGAAUACAUUUUCUGGGAAUCCAUGGUGGACCCCUUACUACAAUUACAACAACAUUAUGUAUCGUUUGGACCUGAAGGACACGAGACUCGGACUGCCUCAGCCACCAAGAGGGCUCUGGCAGACAGAUCCGGAUGACUAUUAG